This is a messenger RNA of Sitodiplosis mosellana (orange wheat blossom midge), 1364 nucleotides long. RefSeq lists its product as uncharacterized. The transcript is spliced from 3 exons. Gene Ontology annotation, molecular function: protein binding. The coding region runs from base 98 to 1288 and encodes 396 amino acids. NCBI's taxonomy places the organism in Eukaryota, Metazoa, Arthropoda, Insecta, Diptera, Cecidomyiidae. The record is from RefSeq and is a predicted model, not a curated record.
CAAUUGAAUACGAACGUGAAAGAAAGAACUGCUGUCAACAGGCUAUGAAAUACAAAGUGGUUUUCAAAAGGCACCCCGCCUGUCGCAACGAAAUAAUAUGUUGGCUGAAGUGUCGCGUGAACGUGGCAAACAAUACUUUGGAAAAGGACAGUUAUUCGAAGCGAUGGAAGAAUUCAACAAUUGCUUGGCGUUGGCAGAAAUUGGAACGAAUGAAAUGGGAUUGGCGUUUGCAAAUCGCUCAGCGUGCUAUGUGCGCAUGAAUAUGCCGAUGAACGCCAUGACUGACAUUGAUUUGGCCAAGGCAGCAAAUUAUCCACCACAACUGAUGCACAAACUCAAUGACCGUUACCAGAAGUGUUUUUUACGUUUGACCACUGAAACAUUUCAACCGGCUAUAUUUCGUGUUCGUGACCUACGCUUAAGUUUCAAUGAACAUGACAAGUUCGAAGGUGUGGCAGACUGUUUGAAAAUUCAACGAAACAUGGCAUACGGUCGCCAUAUAAUCACAAAAUGUGAUCUUCAAAUAGGUCAAAUUGUUCUGCAUGAAAAACCGUAUUCGAUUGUGCCAAAUCAGUCAUCGAUGUCUUAUAAAAAUCGUUGUACGCAUUGUUUUGAGUUAUUCAAAAACUUCAUCACAUGCAACCAGUGUGGUGCCUAUUUUUGUAGCAGUGAAGGUUGCCUGGAAAUGUCUUACCAUAAGCAUAUUUGCAACAUCCCAUACUCGGGGCCGAAGCACACAUUUGAUUUGGUUCUGCAGGUGCUUUUCGAAAUCAACGAUGCAUACAAAGGCGUGAACCAACUGUUGAACGCGAUCGAAUCUCUUCGAAAGGGCAAUUACUACAUGGCCGAUUUGACAGGUGACCAGCAGAAAGCAUUCUGUUCAAUUUUCCAAAUGAAUCACAACCACGAAAAGCAAUCGGAUGAACAAAUGCAAAGUCUACUGCAGGCGUCGGCUUGUGCUUACCAACGCAUCAUGCAUAUCGCCAAUUUUAACCGAAAAUUCGUCACCAAAAAACAUCGUCGUUUCUUGAAACAUUUGAUUUUACAUUUGUUUCACAUCGCGAAAUACGCAAUUGAUUUGUACGACUACAGGCAAGAGGGAAGUGGCGACGAUGGCAUCACCAAAAAUCAUACGUUCCAAAUGUUUGGCAGUGGAAUCUACCCGAUCGGAAGUUACAUCAGUCAUUCCUGCAAUCCGAAUGUCUUGUGUUAUGCAAGUUGUUUCAGCUACAUGGUGUGCCAGGUCAUCCGUCCCAUAAAAAAAGGCGAACAACUGUUCCGAUCAUAGUUUCCUCCAUUGUGGGAGCUCGACCAACACCGAAGUUUGAUUACAAAACUCCAGCAUGAACAUCAUUUCAAAUGUG